Messenger RNA from Penicillium taxi, 879 nucleotides. RefSeq lists its product as uncharacterized. The record is from RefSeq and is a predicted model, not a curated record. Lineage: Eukaryota; Fungi; Ascomycota; Eurotiomycetes; Eurotiales; Aspergillaceae. The transcript has 4 exons. Bases 1 to 879 code for a protein of 292 amino acids.
AUGGUCUCUAAAAACACCCGUGCCCCCAAGGGCUUUGUCCGUUCCGUCUACGACGAGGCCACCAACCCGGAGAAUUCUACCAUCGUCCGCAGCAUCCUAGUCUUCGGCGCCGGUGUUGCAUUCCUCCACAGCAGCCUGAGCGAAUUCCUCCUUCCUCCGUUCAUCUUCACCGAGCCACAGAUGAAAAUUAUUGCUGGCAGUGACAAGAGAAUGUACUAUGUCCAUCCGGGAGUAUUCACUUCAUUCCCUAAAUCGGCCUUGUACGCCCAAAUAAAUGGGCACUGGAAGGACACAGGCACUGGGGAGUUUGAUUGGACCGACUUUGAGGAGCAGACCGUGGAAUGCGUUUUGAGCUUUUUAUACUCGCGAGACUAUCAGACGGUUCACUCUGCCACUUCCAGUCCACAAUUGGGACCAGGCUUUGAGAAUAAUGCCGCAUUGAUCAAAAAAUCAGAUCCUACCGAGCGACUCAAUCAUACGGCUAUUGAAGUCCCCGUUCAUGCGAAGGUCUACUCCUUUGCGCAUAGAUAUGUUCUUUCCGAACUGGAGGUCUUUUCUUUAAAGCGCCUUGAGAAGGCUCUCACAACCUUACAGCAGAAGAAAACAGAAUUUACUUCGUAUCUAAGAGAUGCAAUCCAUAUCAUAUAUUCCACGACACCCGGCUUCAUAGAGAACCCAGCCCGCGAAAUGUUGUCACGAUUUGUCUCUAUCAAUUUCGCCAAGCUGGACAAAGAAUCUAUGGAAAACCUUAUGGCUGAAGGGGGUGAUUUCGCGGUCGAUGUGUGGCGCGAGCUUUCCACAAGACUACAAGAUCGAAUCAAAUUUGCAGAUGAGGUGGAAGAAAAACUGCAACAUGCCGAGGAGAGGAUCGAGAACUGA